Messenger RNA from Melampsora larici-populina 98AG31, 606 nucleotides. RefSeq lists its product as uncharacterized. Gene Ontology annotation, cellular component: TRAPPIII protein complex; TRAPPI protein complex; TRAPPII protein complex. Lineage: Eukaryota; Fungi; Basidiomycota; Pucciniomycetes; Pucciniales; Melampsoraceae. Gene Ontology annotation, biological process: endoplasmic reticulum to Golgi vesicle-mediated transport. The transcript has 3 exons. The annotation marks the transcript as partial. The record is from RefSeq and is a predicted model, not a curated record.
GCCUUUGAAUUUUUAUUUUCAGAAAUCAUUAGAUAUACUCAAUCGAGAGUAGAUGGAAUUCAAGAAUUCGAAAAGAAACUAACCAUCUUAGGUUAUCAUAUUGGAAUUCGAUUUUUAUCUUUAUUAAAUAUAAGAGAAUCAUUAGUACCUAAUUUAAGUUCAAUUCAAUCCAAUCAAUCAAUCAAUCAAAGAUCUUCAACUCUUUUAUUAAAUUCAAAUCAUUCAAAUUCAAGUCAUCUAACUCCUUUAACUAUCCAAACUAAUAAUUUACCUCCACGUCUCAAUAGACUGGUACCUAUCUUAUCUUGGAUUCAUACUACUUUAUGGAAGAAUGUGGUGGGUAAAACGGCUGAUAUUCUAGAACAUUCAAAUGAAAAUGAUGAUGAAUAUAUGAUUUCGGAUAAUUGUUUAUUACUUACUAAAUCAAUCACCAUCCCAAAAGAUAUGAGUCAAUUAAGUUGUGGAGCCAUCAUGGCUGGAGUUGUUGAAGCUUCAUUAGAUGGUUUAGGUUUUCCUGCAAGAGUUACUUCACAUUCGGCUCCUUCUGAUGAAUUUCCAAAUCGAACGACUUUAUUAAUCAAAUUUGAAAAAGAAUCAAUGCAAAGA